Prionailurus viverrinus (fishing cat) is the source of this 4277-nucleotide messenger RNA. RefSeq names its product Cbl proto-oncogene C (gene CBLC). The transcript is spliced from 11 exons. Gene Ontology annotation, molecular function: SH3 domain binding; receptor tyrosine kinase binding; phosphotyrosine residue binding. Gene Ontology annotation, biological process: cell surface receptor signaling pathway; negative regulation of epidermal growth factor-activated receptor activity. The record is from RefSeq and is a predicted model, not a curated record. Gene Ontology annotation, cellular component: membrane raft; plasma membrane. Lineage: Eukaryota; Metazoa; Chordata; Mammalia; Carnivora; Felidae. Bases 70 to 1767 code for a protein of 565 amino acids.
CCACCCUGGGCUGGGCCCGGCCGCACCUCUCCCAGCCGCACGCCUACCUCCCAGGACGCCCUGGGACCCAUGGCCGCGGUGGCAGCCCCCUGGGGGCGGCAGCGGGAAGAGGCCCGCGCGCUCGGCCGGGCGGUGAGGCUGCUGGAACGCCUGGAAGAGCACUUCGGGGACCCCCGGCUUGCCUCCAGUCCCCCCUCGAUGCGGGACCUGCUGCCCCGCACCGCGCAGCUGCUGCGCGAGGUGGCCCACGCCCGGCGGGCGGCCGACGGAGGCGGCCCCGAGGGUCCCGGCGGUGCGCGGGACUUCCUCGUCGUCUACCUUAACAACCUGGAGGCCAAGAGCAGGCAGGUGGCGGCACUGCUGGCACCCCAGGGUCGGAGGAGUGCCAAUGACGAGCUCUUCCGGGAGGGCUCCGGACUCAGGCGACAGCUGGCCAAGCUGGCCCUCAUCUUCCGCUACGUGCAUGCCGAACUGAGCGCACUCUUCCCCGGAGGAAAGUACUGUGGACACACGUACCAGCUCGCCAAGGCCCCAGCCCACAGCUUCUGGAGGGGGCACUGCGGCGCCCGUUGUGUCCUGACCUGGGCUGAGUUUGAGUCCAUCUUGUGCACCUGCCACCCGGUGGAAUCAGGCUCCACGGGCCUGGCCUUGCGCUCCACCAUCAACCUCACUGGCAGCGGCCACGUGUCCAUCUUCGAGUUUGACAUCUUUACCAGGCUCUUCCAGCCUUGGCCGACACUCCUCAAGAACUGGCAGCUCCUGGCGGUCAACCACCCGGGCUACGUGGCCUUCCUCACGUACGAUGAGGUUCAAGCGCGUCUGCAGGCCUGCAGAGACAAGCCAGGCAGCUACAUCUUCCGGCCCAGCUGCACUCACCUGGGACAAUGGGCCAUUGGAUUCGUGAACUCAGACGGCAGCAUCCUGCAGACCAUUUCUCUCAACAAGCCCCUGUUCCAGACACUCCUGGACGGACAAAGGGAAGGCUUCUUCCUCUACCCAGAUGGGAAGAACCACAACCCAGACCUGACUGAACUCUGCCAGAUGGAGCCCUAUCAGCACAUCCAUGUGUCGGAGGAGCAGCUGAAGCUGUACUGGGCCAUGGACUCCACGUUUGAGCUCUGCAAGAUCUGUACCGAGAGGGACAAGGACGUGAAAAUCAAGCCAUGUGGACACCUGCUCUGUGGCAGCUGCCUGGCUACCUGGCAGAACUUUGAAAGCCAGACGUGCCCCUUCUGCCGCGGCGAGAUCAAGGGCCAAGAGGCCGUGAGUAUCCAUCAAUUUCAAGAGAAGCCAGAGGAAGCCACGGCCGCUGCCGAGUACCUGAGGUCCAGCAGUGACCAGGAAGAUGGGGAGGAGGAGCUGGGGCAGGUGGUUUCCUCAGCCCCCCCUCAGCUGAAUGUGUCCCCAGCUACAGGCCGGCUGAAAAUGGUGAGUCGGGUGCUGGUCUGGUUCAGCUCCGGGGUCCCUCAGGGGCACCAGGUCCUGCGCUCCCCCUCGGCACCCACUGACCCGGUUCUGGGCGAUCUGGCGCCCACCACCCCUGUGCCCUCUUGUUCACUUCCUCACGCCACCCCUCGCCAGCUUUCUGGCUCUCCUUCCAGCAUCCCAGGCGUGUCUCAUCCCAGGGCCUUUGCACCAGCUGUCCCCUCUGCCCGGGCCUCCUGUCCCCCAGGCUUGCUCUCUCUCGUCUCCUCCCCAGGGCGGCCUUCCCCGAUCACCCCCAUUUUAUUGAAAAAAAGCACCCCCACCCCCUGCCGAUUUUCAUAGUUCUUUCCACCACCUGGCAGAAGCGUAUAAUUUUCUGUCACCGUCAGCCGGUUGCCACCCUCCCGAAGGUUAGGACUUCGUCUUCUCCAUUGGAUCUCCAGAGUCUAGAACAGUGCCUGGCACAUAGUAGGUGCUCAGUAAAUAGGCUUUCAAGGAGCCCAGGAACAGAGCCUUCCCAACAGCCCUGUGAAGUAAACAAAAAAUGAAAGAAAUGCUCCCCUCCUCAUUUUCCAGAGGAGAAAAAGCUCAGAGAGGUGACUGUACCUGUCAAAGUUUCACAGGCUGAUACAAGAGAACCUGGUGUUGGGGGUGGGGGAGGGGCGGGGGGGGGUUAGGGGAGGGGGCGUGGUGCUUAGAAAACCCUACCAUUGUCUGCUGAUCUUCGAAGCAAGCCCCAGCCUUCUUGCUCCUCCCCGCCCCCUACUUCCUACCCCAGGAUUUUCCGAGACCCUGGCCUGCUGGGGAGGGGCCCAUCUGUGUUAGGCUGAGUACACAUAAGAUUCAAUCAAUACAGAGGCGUCUUCAAACAAACAGCUCAGGAAGUCCGGGAACAUUAUUUCGACCGCAGCAAACAAGUGAGCCAGCAGGAAGGGGGGUGGCGGUGACACCAGCCAGGGAAGCUAAAAACAGAUCCAGACCUGCAGCCCAAGGCAAAUGGAAACAUUAGGAGGCACUCAGCUGGCUCCCAGAGGACAAUGAGGGGGGACGUGGCCAGGAUGGCAGGCUGGGGGGGGGGGGGGCAGGGGGGGGCGCCUCCGGCCACGUGGGCACACCUUGGCCCGGGCUGUGCCCUCCGCCUGGCGUGCCCUCUCCUCUUCUCCCCAAACCCUGCCUGAUUCAAAUUCCCGUCAACUCCUACCCCCUUGGUUCUUCAAAACACGCUGUAAGAGGGAUGGCCCCCGGGGGUCCUGCCUCCCAGCAAAGUGACGGCCCUAAUGAGCGUAGUUAACGUGUUAAUGUUAACGUGUGUCUGAAUUGCUGGGCACCCGGCCCUGUGUUUCGUGCAUUAAUUUUGACGGUCAUGAAGGCCCCGUGAGGUGGGUACUGUUGUGAUUCCUGCCAUAAAGCACGGGACACCGAGCCUCGGAGAUGUGGAGGCCAUCGGCUCAAAAUGACAGCGUCAGGAAUGGAUCCCAGGCCCGCGGCUCGAGACUCCAGACUCCGUCCUCCACUCCUGUGGGCCUCUCUUCCCUUGUCUGUGAAAUGGGCAUCAUGGCAGAGGCCAGUGGCAAUGUGGGUACGGUUUGCGUGUGCUGUUCUCUGUCUGAGAAACCCAGCCCUAGGCAGCAAGAUCGUCAUUCGGCGGGACCCUGGCCCCUUGCUGGCCACUGGGGACCUCUCCCGUCCUCGCUGUCUCCACGUGGAGAAUGGCAAUCAGCCCGGCGUGGGCCCCACAGGUCCCGAUGAAGUCAGCAAGCCUGGGUUACAUAACCUGGAACAUACCCCUCCCUGACCUCUCCGAAGCCCCCACUAAUUCCCCCAGGGCUCCAAGAAAAAGCCAACAUACCCUCCACAGCUCACAGGGCCUGGAGACCUGACCCGUCUCCACCUCUCUGACCUCCUACCAUCCCCCCCAAUUCCUUUUCAGCAACAGGGGACUACUGCUGUCCUAACAGGCCAUAAGCCCACCACCCACCACAGGACCUCUGCCUACAUUCUUGUCACACUCAGCCUUGUGUUCCAUCGCCCUCCUUCUAAGAGGUUUUCCCCAGCCGCCCCCCACUCCCCCCAGGCCUAUUCCAGUUCCCUGAAGGUCACUUAAUACUCUGUGGAUAGUUCCUUGUUCAUGCAUUGAUUACUCAUGGUAAGUCUUUUGCUCGGUAAAUUUAUCAGCGGCCUGAGGACAGAGAUUUUGCCUGCCUGGUUCAUGGCUGUCUCUUCGGAGCCUAGAAGGGUGCCUGGCCCCACACUGUAGACGCUCCGGGAAUGCUUGUGAGAUGGAUGGAUGGACGGAUGGAUGGAUGGAUGGAUAGAUGGAAAGAUGAAUGGAUGGAUGGGUGAGUGGAAAGGAGGGAGGGAGAGAGGGAGGAUGGAUGGAUGGAAGGAUGGAUGAAUGGACGGACGGACAGAACUUCCUACUCGAGCCAGAGGUGCUAGGGAAAAAAACAGCAUGGACAAGGACGAGACUGUUGGGCUGUCCCUCCCUCCUCCUGGCCCCAGCCACCCAUGUGUUACCACCAUCGGGGCCUAUGAAAUGACAGUUCGCUGCAGCUCGGCUGUGACACUUCUUAAUCUCCUCCCCUCCAGGUACCUCUGGCCCUCCCCAGACUUCAGGGCCCUCUACCCUUGCCAAGAAUUAAGACUGUGGCCUUAGCCCCAUGGGAAAUCACCUCCAGCCCUCAGGCCAGGGAGGGAGCCACAGGAAACUCCUAAAGGAAAAGUCACCCCUCCGGCUGCCCCCGUGGGGCCCGUGAUCGCUGCCCAGGCAUGGGGGCCGGGCACCACACGUGCUGCUAAAGGGAGCCCCAGGGGCUGCAAGGGGUUUGUGAAUAAUAAACUGCCAAGCCUGG